CAACAAAUCAUCUUCCUCAUGUGCAUUUGCGCAGAAGGGUUAGUCUCGUUCUUUUGUUCUACAGGGGGUGGAAUCCUCUUCUUUCCCACUCCGUUGGUCCGUCGGUGGUGCUCUCUUCUUACUUUCUUUCUGGUCGGAGGACGGGGGUUAAGUUGGUGGCGUCCUAAGUGUUGGUGGAUGAAUGGGUAGAUGAGCCGGUUAGAUCCGAAGUGGUUGAGUUCACUGUAGUUAGUAUCAUCGCU
Aspergillus welwitschiae is the source of this 242-nucleotide messenger RNA. RefSeq lists its product as uncharacterized. The record is from RefSeq and is a predicted model, not a curated record. Bases 19 to 189 code for a protein of 56 amino acids. The transcript has a single exon. Lineage: Eukaryota; Fungi; Ascomycota; Eurotiomycetes; Eurotiales; Aspergillaceae.